AUGACUGUUGCAGAUAGAUCGCUGGAUGUGCUGAUAGUUGGAGCGGGCAUUGCUGGCCUCUCGGCGGCCAUUGCCCUUGGAAAGCAGGGUCACAGUGUUGUUAUCUUGGAAAAACCGGCGUUCCUGAAAGAGGCCGGUGCGGUGAUCCAUUUGCCUCCGAACUGCACGGCAUUGUUACAAUGGAUGGGAAUCGAUCCGACGGCGUUUGGAAGAACCCUUCUCAAUGAGAUUCAUCGAUACGGAUCUGCGGGCGAUCUCAAGUAUAAGAAAGACUUUGCUGGAAUUUGCGAUACCUGGCAAGCAGUUUUCAAUCUAUGUGCGUUCAUGCCUUCCAAUGAGGUGAAUGACGAUACCCAGAAGGAUGAAUGGCAGACAGUGGGUGAGAAGCAGACCAUUGUCCAAGGGUUCUCAAAGUUCCAUCCCGGAGUGCAAAAGAUCGUGGAGCACGCAGAGGCGAAUUUGAAGGUAUGGGAGCUUUAUGAUAUGGAGACCCUACCUACCUGGACCUCCGGCCAUGCGGCUCUGCUGGGCGAUGCCGCUCACCCGUUUCAACCAUAUAAGACUGAGAAAAAUUCUCACCCAAUUGGGGGGGGGGGGGGCACGGCCAUUGAAGACGCUGUCGGAAUUGCAACUCUACUUCCUCUUGGUACCCGAUCGGAGGAUAUUCGAGAACGUUUGGAGAUGUAUCACUCUUCCCGAAAGCCACGGGUUAGAAUAAUUCUCAACUUCACUCGCUUGAACGGGCGCGAUGAUAUUGACGCCGCUGGUGCGAGAAUCCCUCCCGCGGACAUGGUCAAAUUCAUGGGAAUUUGUUUUUCUUACGAGAUCGAUCAGUGCAAGAGAAUCCUGGUCGAGCAGGAAGGAGACCAGCAGGGGGAUUCGACUGGGAUGAAAACCAAUCUGUUUGAUAGCAUCAUUUCCUGGACAACGUGGAGUUUACUCCGGAUCUAA
Molecule: messenger RNA, 951 nt
Organism: Penicillium subrubescens
Lineage: Eukaryota; Fungi; Ascomycota; Eurotiomycetes; Eurotiales; Aspergillaceae
Product: FAD-dependent oxidoreductase
Exons: 7
Coding region: 1-951 (316 amino acids)
Molecular function (GO): monooxygenase activity
Source: RefSeq, a predicted model, not a curated record